Dibothriocephalus latus is the source of this 228-nucleotide messenger RNA. Lineage: Eukaryota; Metazoa; Platyhelminthes; Cestoda; Diphyllobothriidea; Diphyllobothriidae. The record is from the annotation of a GenBank genome assembly.
AUGACCAUGGAGGACUUCCAGGAUUGCAUAAUGUACUGUUCAAAUGAAUAUGGAAAGUGCUUGAAGGCAACUGAUGGUAUGUGGAGGGACUACAUGCAUAACAGAGUCAAAAUUGCCCAAAUUGUUCGCCGAUGCUGCCUGAAAAACGAAAAGCGCCCUAAUGCGAAAGAAGAGGACAGUUUUGCCGCCUGCUCGAAGAUCCGGUGCGGUGCACACCUCUACGGGUAG